Molecule: messenger RNA, 1493 nt
Organism: Gavialis gangeticus (Gharial)
Lineage: Eukaryota; Metazoa; Chordata; Crocodylia; Gavialidae
Gene: SCCPDH
Product: saccharopine dehydrogenase (putative)
Exons: 12
Coding region: 44-1330 (428 amino acids)
Biological process (GO): glycolipid biosynthetic process
Cellular component (GO): mitochondrion; plasma membrane; lipid droplet
Source: RefSeq, a predicted model, not a curated record
UGUGCUGUAUCGCGCUCGUUGCUUUCCAUCCCGCGUUGGUGCCAUGGCGGCUCCGCGGCCCUAUGCGCUUGUCGUGUUUGGGGCCUCGGGCUUCACGGGCCAGUUCGUGGCCGAGGAGGUGGCGCGGGCGGCAGCCUCGGACGACCUGCGGGGCGGGCUGCGCUGGGCUGUAGCCGGCCGGAGCCGCGACAAGCUGCAGCGGGUGCUGGAGCGGGCGGCCGAGCGGCUGGGGAAGCCAGACCUGGCGUCGGAAGUUGGCAUCAUUGAGUGUGAUGUGGAGGACCCGGCCUCCCUCGCCAGCAUGGCCAAGCAGUCUAGCAUGGUUCUCAACUGUGUGGGCCCUUAUAGGUUUUUUGGAGAGCCUGUGGUGAAAGCUUGUGUUGAGAAUGGCACAAGUUGUCUUGAUAUCAGUGGAGAACCUCAGUUUCUGGAAGGCAUGUAUCUGAAAUAUAAUGACCAAGCUGCAGAAAAGGGUACAUAUGUCAUUGGAAGCUGUGGUUUUGACUCUAUUCCAGCAGAUAUGGGAAUACUGUACACCAGGGACAGCUUGAAAGGUAUCCUAACUGCAGUUGAAAGCUUCCUGACAGUUAAUACUGGACCUGAGGGUUAUUGUAUAAAUGAUGGAACCUGGAAGUCAGCUGUGUAUGGCCUUGCAGAUCAGGACAAAUUGAAGGUGCUUCGAAAGGAGAUUGGACAUGCACCUCUUCCAACUAUUGGUGCAAAACUUAAAAGAAGAGGUCAAGUGUUUUACGCUGAAGAAUUAAAACAGUACUGCAUUCCAUUUUGGGGAUCAGAUGCAUCUGUUGUAAAACGAACUCAACGUUUUUUGCACACGCAAUUCCAGGAAACACCUGUGCAAUAUGCUGCUUAUGCAGCUGUCGGUGGUCUGACCUCUUUUGUUAAGCUGAUGUUUGCUGGCAUUCUAUUUCUUCUCCUUGUGAAGUUUAGCUUUGGAAGAAAUCUCCUAGUAAAAUACCCAGAAUUUUUUUCUGGAGGCCUUUUCACAAAGAAAGGACCAACACAGAAACAGAUUGAUGGGUCAUCCUUUACGUUUACAUUUUUUGGUCAGGGCUAUAGCCAGGGCCAAGAUCCACAACAUGGCAAACCAACUGUAAAAAUCUGCACCCAGGUGAAGGGACCAGAUGCUGGCUAUGUUGCUACCUCAAUAGCACUAGUUCAGGCAGCUGUGACGCUUCUGAAGGAUGGAAGUUCUCUUCCUAAACAAGGUGGUGUUUAUACUCCAGGAGCGGCUUUCUCUAAAACAAAACUGAUCGAUCGACUCAACAAACGGGGCAUCGAGUUCUCUGUUAUUAGCAAGCCUGAAGUCUGAAGUUGCAAAAUAAUUCCAAGGAAAACUAAAAUUGCAUGAACUAACAACUUCUGUGGUUUAAUUCUAAGGUACCAAAAAAGUAUAUUUGGAUGUAAAAUCUAAACAAGACAGCUCUGUGUAAAUCAAUAAAAAUAUUUACAAAUCAGUGACAUUCAUAAAUGCA